Molecule: messenger RNA, 4679 nt
Organism: Haplochromis burtoni (Burton's mouthbrooder)
Lineage: Eukaryota; Metazoa; Chordata; Actinopteri; Cichliformes; Cichlidae
Product: integrin alpha-3
Exons: 25
Coding region: 323-3133 (936 amino acids)
Biological process (GO): cell adhesion mediated by integrin; leukocyte migration; integrin-mediated signaling pathway
Cellular component (GO): integrin complex; external side of plasma membrane
Molecular function (GO): integrin binding
Source: RefSeq, a predicted model, not a curated record
AACUGUCAUGAAUCAGCGACUCACUGAUCUGAGCUGACUCUCCCGGCUGAGGUUAGCCAGCGGGUAUGUGACACCUGUGUGACAGGUCCAGGUGAGCUGUGCUGUCAUACUGCUGCAGCUCAGGUGUGCAGGAUAGCACCUGCUCUGUCAGCUGCUGGACAACAUAUUUGCAGCACAGGUCGUAUGGGGUUAGAGUCAGUGGAAUAAAUCACACAAAAGUUUAUUUUUUUACCUUUACCCCGUCAGUGGGCGGAGCCUACAGUCUGUGACUCACCUGUGAUGUGUUUCAGCCAAGAUCCAUGCUGAUGAACUGGUCGAGGACAUGUGGUUGGGCGUCUCAGUAGCCAGUCAGGGCCGGCCUGGGGGGCGUGUCCUGGCAUGCGGUCACCGCUUCACAAAACUCUAUGGAGCGUUCAAUUUAAGGCAAAUGAUUGGCCGCUGUUAUCUCCGUGGAAACGACCUGCGGUACGACGAGAACGACUCUAAUUGGCAGGACCCCGAACAGUCCUGCAGUCAUCUGGGUGAUUUCACUGGUGAGGUCAUGUGCGGGAUGGGGAUGUCAUCGGCCAUCACUCAAAGCGAAGUCAUUGUUGGCUCACCUGGAAGCUUCGAAUGGCAAGGAAACGUCCAAGUCUCCUGGAUGAACCCUGACGAUGAGUUUGACACCAAGAAGAGCUCCUUCUCCAACCAGAAGCACAGGAACAUCUACAUCGGAUAUUCUGUCGCUCAGGCUCCUCGCCUUCUCUCUGAGGAUGAUGAAACCAUCGUAACAGGAGCUCCUCGGGACCGUAUGGAAGACGCUCAUGGCUCGGUGCUGCUGGCCGUCAAGCGCUCUGAUAAACUGAUGAUUCGCCAGAAGCUGCGCGGUCAACAGAUGGGCUCGUAUUUUGGGAACGCCUUGGCAGUUACUGACCUCAAUAAUGACGGGUGGAACGACCUGCUGGUGGGCGCUCCUUUUUAUUUCCACCGUCAGACGGAGGUGGGCGGGGCAGUUUAUGUCUACGUGAACGUAGGAGGGAGGUUCAAUUCUGAGCCCAGCGUAGUGCUGAAGGGGCCGGCGGGGUCGGCAUUCGGCAUGGCUGUGGCCGCUGCAGGAGACCUCAACCAGGACGGCUUCCAGGACUUUGCCAUCGGAGCUCCUUUUCAUGAAGCAGGAAGUGUGAUGAUCUGGACAGGAAGCAGUGAGGGCAUCUCUACAGAGCCGAGCCAGGUGAUCCGAGGCAGCACGGUCUCCCCUGUUUUCGGGACUUUUGGCUACUCCCUUUCUGCAGGCGGGGAUGUUGAUAGGAACUAUUACCCGGACCUGCUGGUUGGUUCUCUCGAUGAUACCGUUGUUCUGUUCAGGAGUCGACCGGUCAUCCAUUUAAAUAAAACACUCAAAGUUUCUCCGACCAUCGUGGACCCGAACAGCUGUGACUUCUGUAUACAGGUGGAAGUGUGUUUCUUCUACAUGUUCAACAGGGGAGAGAAGAGCGACAGAGACAACAUCACCAUCCUCUUCACACUGACAGCUGACAUCACUAGUGUCAAGCCCCGCCUCAAUUUUCGUGACAACGGGCAGAGCGUGUACUCUGAUUACCUGUCGAUGCCGCUGGAGGAGUGCAGGACGCUGAGAGUGGGACUGCAGAGUGUAAUCAGAGACAAAGUGGAGCCUCUGGUGUUCUCCUUGAAUGCCUCCUUGUACGAGAAGUUUCCCAAGAAAAAAAAGAACGUGCAGGACCUGAAACGCCUCCCGGUGCUGAGUGAGACCCCCCAACCCAUCAGAACCCAGAUCCACAUCCAGAAGGACUGUGGUUCUGAUAACCGCUGCCACAGCAACCUGCAGAUGACAGCUCGGUUCACCGAUGAGAGCCAGAAAGCUUUCCCCGAGCUUGAGGGUACUCAGGUGAUGUACUUCAACUCCACCAUCAAGAGGCUGUUUCUGGAGGUUAACAUCAGCAAUACACCAUCAACAGGUCAACCAGCAGAGGAUGCUCACAACACCAUUCUGAGCAUCAGCAUCCCACCAUCACUUAUCUACUCUGGAGUAGAGACAAAGGGUGAUGCCUCGGCAGUGGUGGAGUGCUCUGUGGAGGGGACCUCUCUUCAGUGUGAGCUCGGGAACCCUUUCAGAAGCAACAACAAGGUUCAGGUUCUGAUCAAAUUUCAGCCAUCUGAGAUCAGUUUGGACACACGCGAGAUCCAGUCUGUGCUGCAGCUAUCCACGCUCAGUGAACAGCCGGAUCUGUCCCCGAUCUCCGUCUUCAUGGUGGUGGAGUAUUUGCUGCAGGCAUCACUCAGUUUAAUUUCAACGUCAGGCCCCGCCUCCUUCAGUGGUCAUGUGAUCGGUGAGGUGGCAAUGAAGAAGACAGAGGACAUCGGCAGCCUGCUGGUCUUGACCUUCCAGGUGCAUGUCCAGGGAAAGCCGCUGAGCCACCUGGGCACCCUGGAGGUGGAGUUUGAUUGGCCGAUGGAAGCCACCAAUGGGAAGUGGCUGCUGUACCUCACAGAGAUCCAAAUAAACGGUACUUCAGAGCCUCGCUGCUCUCCACCCGGCAACAUCAUUAAUCCUCUCAACCUCACGCUGUCAAAAGAGGACAAGAAGAAGAUGAAGAGGAAUCUGGAUGAAGUAAACGAGGAAGAGGAGCAGACUGACAGAACUCCAACUGUCCUCCAUCUUCAGAGAAAGAAGAAGCGCUACAGUCUGGACUGUGUCCGCGGAGCGAGGUGUGUGAAGUUCGUCUGUCCUCUCAUCAGCAUGAACAACUCGGCGACUCUGACCAUCAAAGCCCGACUGUGGAACUCCACCAUGAUCGAGGACUACAGCGAUGCGAGCAUUGUCUUGGUUCAAGGUCAGGCAUCUCUGAAGCUGCAGACCAACAAACCCACCGUGAACAUGGAGUCUCACAGCUCGCAGAUUGAGGUCUACAUCUAUCCAGAUUUGGGGCUACAGGUGGACUCUGGCGCCCCCCUAUGGAUCAUCAUGUUGUCUGCCCUGGCAGGUGUCCUGCUGCUGGCUCUCAUCUGUCUGCUGCUCUGGAAGUGUGGGUUCUUCAGGAGAGCCAGCACCAGGGAGCUGUACCAGGCAAAGACCCAGAAGGCCCAGAUGAAGAGCCAGCCAUCUGAGAACGACAGGCUGACCGAGGAGAUCUGAGGCUGGGGCACCGCAGCCAGAGAGCCCGGCUGUAAGGACCAGAGGUGGAAGGGUUACUAACUGAUUACUGAGACUAUGAAAAGUGCUGAGUCAGAUCAAAGUUAAAAAGUUUGUACUUGCUUAAAAUAGUCAGCACUGAUCCUUUGAGGUUCUUUGAAAUUUUGUCUUAAAUUUGAUCAAUUCUAGGUUUUUACUAAUAAUGGCAUCCCCACAAAUUCAUCUCCCAUAAUAAAACCUGUUUCAUCCAUAAUCUCAGGAACCAUUGGACUUUCAGUAACCUCCUGUUUCCAUCUGCUCUACUUUUUCUGAUUGAUCAGCUCACCAAAAAAUGUGAUUGCUUGUGUUUGUUGGCUUUUCUCUGCAGAUUUGAUGGAGCUUUUAUUCUGAAAGGAGCCACAAAAGACACAUUAACGGAAAACGGCAGAAAAAAAUUAAGCGGGCUCACCCUUUAAUGUGUCUGUGGCCACACCUGCUAGAUUUUUGCAGCCAAUCAAAUCAAAUUUCACACACACAAAUCCCGACAGACUCCGUAAACCAAAAAAUAUUCAGUUUGCUGUCAAUGCAAGGAAUUAUGGGAAAUCACCCCAAAAUAGGACCAGUAUGAAUCUGCCUUUCAGCAGAUCACUGGUUAUCCCAGCAAACUCACCUGUGUCACCUGUUCACUGCCUCCGUGUCUCUGUGGACACACAAGGUCUCUGAUCCUUCUUUUUCUCUGCAGUGUGGGUUCUUUGUGCGUCAGGGGGUGUGGCGGGCGGUGGCGCUCCAUCAGGGGAGGAUCAUGGGUAAAGACGACCUACAACAGCAGCACAUGGAUGCUGAUGGAUUCCUGAUCCAGGACCAGGUUUCCUCAUGUCGAAACAGGAAGUCCCCGAAACACUGGGUCACUUCUUGGACUGAGACUUACUGAGAGACUCUCAGCGUCUGAAAAAAUAAACCAGACCAGACCAAACUGGACUAGACCAAAACAAACCAGUUCUAACUGGACCAACACACUGCCAGUGUGAGUCUGCUGCCAUGUGAAAACCUCGUAAUGUGUUUACGUUCAUAUUGUAGACGGAGAUGUGAGGUUUCCAGCUGACAGCAAGCACAGAAGAUUGAUUAUAGAUGAUUGGUUAUUGAUCUGUGUGUAUAUGUGUAUAUUUCUUAGCCAUGGAUUGAUUGGAAACAUUGGUGUUUUCCUUUAAAGGGCUGGAAUCAAAAUGAGGGGACUGCUCCUUUAAUAUGGCAGCAGUCUUGUCUUUGUGCUGCCUUCAAGGACCCCCGUAAAAUCUCCUUUGAGAAAGCUGUUAGUAAAACCAUCCCGGUUGCCUUUAGGUGCGGUCGGCUCUUCUGUGAAACUGUUUGGUGUCUCGUGUACUUUUACAGGCUGUUUUUGUAUAUUUGUGAUAUUUCUGACUGCGCUUGAAAGUCUGUGUAAAAUGUGGGUGCGUUAACUGCAUAUCAGUGUCUUUGUCAAUGAUAUUAAACAAUUUUUUGUAUAACUGGCUGUGCUGUUUAGAAUAGAAUAGAAUAGAAUAGAAUAGAAUAGAAUAGAAUAGAAUAGAAU